CAGAGUUUGUUUUAAGUAACACAAAUAUUAUAACAUUGCUUUUGUAAUCAUUUGUUUUUAAAUUUCAUUCAUAAAAAAAGUACUAAAAACAGGACAUUAUAUGGACCAAACCCAUGUGCUCUCGACGAGACCAAAAUAGGCCACUCGUGCAGAGAACAUGUCCCACCACUCCCACACGCUUCUGGCCUCCAAACUCACACGUGUAAGCAAGCAUAAAUAAAAGAUCGUCACCGUUGGUCAAAGUCCUCCCAUCAACAACACAUCUUAACGGUUACGACUUGACCCAAUCCCCUGACUCUGAAACGUUCUUUGAUUUUUGACCCAUGACCAGAAUUUUUGUUGAUUCUUUAAAAUUUCUGACUUGUCAUCAACAUUAACAUCUUUAAUACACUACUACUAUAGUAUAUAGUAUAAUCUUGCUACGGUGACGCAAGCGUGCGUUUGACUCUCUCUUAAAAUCCCACCUCCACUCACUUUCUCUCUUCACCUUUCACUUAGCAUCAUCUUCACUUUCCCGCAUUUUCUCUGCCCAGAUUUUCUCUGAUUCUUUUGUUGUUUUUUUCUGAUGGGGAGAGAUGAAACAGAGACGUACAUUACAGUGCCAAGUUUCUUCAAAUGUCCGAUAUCUCUUGACGUGAUGAGAUCUCCGGUUAGUCUCUGUACCGGCGUGACUUAUGAUCGAGCCAGUAUCCAGAGAUGGCUCGAUGGUGGUAACAACACUUGUCCCGCUACUAUGCAACUUCUCAAAACUAAAGAUUUUGUUCCUAACCUCACUCUUCAACGUCUUAUCAAUAUCUGGUCUGAUUCAAUCGGCCGUCGUCACAACGGUGAUUCUCCGGUUCUGAAUCCGCCGUCUGGUAGAGAAGUUCCGACGAAGGAAGAAGUGAAUGUGUUGUUGGAGAGAUUGAUGAGUCUGGAGAAUUUGAUGAAGAUCGUUCGAUUCGUGAAGGAUUCGGAUUCGAACAGAGAGUUUCUCUCGAAGAAGAUGGAGUUCGUACCAAUGCUCGUUGAUAUUAUACGCACGAAGAAGACGAAGAUCGAGUUAGUUAUAAUGGCGAUUAGGAUUUUGGAUUCGAUUAAAGUAGAUCGUGAACGGUUAUCGAAUCUGAUGUUGGCGAAUGACGGCGGAGAUUGUUUAACGGCGAUUCUCUUAGCGAUUCAACGCGGGAAUCUGGAAUCGAAGAUCGAAUCGGUUCGGGUUUUGGAUUGGAUCUCCUUCGACGCUAAAUCAAAGCUUAUGAUAGCAGAACGUGACGGAGUUUUAACAGAGAUGAUGAAAUCGAUAAGUAUCACUGAGUCGUCAGAUCCGAGUUUGAUCGAAGCGAGUUUAUCGUUUCUAAUCACAAUCUCCAAAUCAAAACGAGUGAGAUCGAAACUAAUCGCUGCAAAAGCAAUCACGAAGAUCAAAGACAUUCUUCUGACGGAGACGUUAACAAACGUUGCCGUGACGGAGAAGUCGUUGAAGCUGUUAGAGACUUUAUCGUCAAAGCGAGAAGGGAGAUUGGAGAUUUGUGGAGACGACAAUGGUAGAUGUGUGGAAGGAGUGGUGAAGAAGCUCUUGAAAGUAUCGACGACGGCGACGGAACACGCCGUGACGAUUUUGUGGUGUUUGUGUUAUGUUUUCAGGGAAGAUAAGACGGUGGAAGAGACGGUGGAGAGAAGUAACGGAGUUACGAAGCUGUUAGUGGUGAUACAGAGCAAUUGUUCGGCGAUGGUUAGACAAAUGGCGAAAGAUUUGAUUAAAGUGUUGAAGUUUAAUUCCUCUGCUUUGGCUGCUUACGAGACCAAGACUACUCAUAUUAUGCCUUUUUGAUUUUUUAGUAGUACAUUAUGAAUAAAUAUGAUAUAAGUAAAUCUUAUUAUCAAACUAUUUUGAACGUAUAGAUGUUGUAAAUCUUAUGAGAAAUUUUGUCAGUUUUACUAAUAUUUGCCUCGUGUUAAUUGAGAAUUAUACGAUUUAAUUAC
This is a messenger RNA of Arabidopsis thaliana (thale cress), 1965 nucleotides long. It is a transcript of the gene PUB29, whose product is annotated as plant U-box 29. The transcript has a single exon. Gene Ontology annotation, biological process: protein ubiquitination. Gene Ontology annotation, molecular function: ubiquitin-protein transferase activity; ubiquitin protein ligase activity. Lineage: Eukaryota; Viridiplantae; Streptophyta; Magnoliopsida; Brassicales; Brassicaceae. Bases 566 to 1813 code for a protein of 415 amino acids. The record is from RefSeq and is marked reviewed.